Cinclus cinclus is the source of this 3206-nucleotide messenger RNA. RefSeq names its product poly(ADP-ribose) polymerase family member 11 (gene PARP11). Gene Ontology annotation, molecular function: NAD+ poly-ADP-ribosyltransferase activity. The transcript is spliced from 8 exons. NCBI's taxonomy places the organism in Eukaryota, Metazoa, Chordata, Aves, Passeriformes, Cinclidae. Bases 1 to 1065 code for a protein of 354 amino acids. The record is from RefSeq and is a predicted model, not a curated record.
AUGGCUUCAGCCCUGGCGGGUGCGGUUACGGGUGCGAUUGCGACGGUAGCUCCCGGCGGCACGGAGCGGGAAAUGCUUCAAGGACCAUCAGAAGAUGUGUUUGCAAAGAUGGAAAAUUCAGUUGAAGACAUGGAUACCUCCGAUACCCAGUGGGGCUGGUUUUAUUUGGCUGAGUGUGGUAAAUGGCAUAUGUUCCAGACUGACUCAAACAGUCACUGCUCUAUUAGCAGUGAAGAUAUCGAGAGGAGUUUCCGAACAGACCCUCGUGGAUCUCUUUCUUUUACCACUGCAAAGUUUAACUACACACUGGACUUUUCAGUGAUGAAGCAAAUCAACCUAACUACCCUUAAACAACGUCCAAUAAAGCGAGCUCCCUUUGCAAUCAAUUCAUUCAGUUUCAUCUGUGAAAAUGAGGCUAUCCCUAUGCCUUCACACUGGGAGAAUGUAAAUACUGAGGAGCCAUACCAGCUUAUUCCAUUGCAAAAGAAAACAAAUGAAUAUAAUGAAGUUUCUAGUCUCUUUGGAAAAACAAUGGAUAGCCACCGAAUUAAAAGAAUUAAGAGAAUACAAAAUCUAGACUUGUGGGAGUUUUUUUGCAGGAAAAAAGCUCAACUGAAGAAGAAGAGAGGUGUCCCAAUGAUUAAUGAGCAGAUGCUGUUUCAUGGCACAAGUAAUGAAUUUGUAGAAGCAAUAUGUAUUCAUAAUUUUGACUGGAGAAUAAAUGGAAUGCAUGCUGCUGUGUAUGGAAAAGGGACCUAUUUUGCCCGAGAUGCAUCAUAUUCCAGCCAUUUCUGCAAAGAGAGCAUGAAGCACGGAGAUACUUUCCAGAUUCAUGGUGUGAACCUGCAGCCUCAUCUGCAUAGACCAGAUAAAGUCAUGUUUCUUGCUCGUGUAUUAACUGGUGACUAUAUCGGCGGUGAUUCAAAAUACAUGAGGCCUCCUUCAAAAGAUGGAAGCUUUGUGAACUUGUAUGACAGCUGUGUGGAUAACACCUGGAACCCAAAGAUCUUUGUCAUCUUUGAUGCCAACCAAAUCUACCCUGAGUACUUAAUAGAAUUUUGUUAAGUUUGAACUGAGUAUUGUUUGUGUUUUUUUGAUACUUUUGUUCUUUUUGUAAAGACAACAUAGAAACAUGAUGCAUGAAAGAGAGGUGAAAGAAAAGCUGGCAUACAUUUAUCGAGGAGGGAAGCUAUUAAAUAUUUAAGAGACUGGUGAACUGUUUUUAAAAAUCUGUAAACUUUACUAAUGCAUUUUUCAAAUAUAGAGACAAAUCUGAAGUUGCUUAGUGAGCCUUAAAUACACUGAGCAUUGGUAAGUUUUCAAAGGCAAGACUUAUGUUUUGAUUUUCUAAAUUAUAUUAAAAGUGGUAGAAAUAUGCCUCUAAUAUAGUAUGCAUAUGAUGAAACUAAUCUUUUAUAAAGAUUGCCUAUAAAACAUAAAGUAAGAACAACAGCAAAACCCCAGGGGACAUGGCUAUGUGUGUGUGUGUGUGUGUGUGUGUGUGUGUGUGUGUUCUGUAGUACAUGUUACUUUGUUUGGAGGUCUCUUAGUUUGGAUUCUAAAGGUAGGAAAAAAAAAAGAAGAAUCUACAGCUCCUUCAUCAAUUUCCUCCAGAUAAACUUCAACAAGUUUUGCUGGAAAUGAGGCCCAUAACUUAUGGUUGUUAAUUGUUUGGUAUAUAGAUGUUGGGCUCACUGUUGGGAUAUCAGCAGUGCCAUACACCUUUCUCAGGUCUUACCCUAUGGAAUUUUUGCCAUCUCGUUAGAGUAUUCAUGUGCUGCUGUUAUUCCUGUCUGGUCAGAGUUCAAGACACAUUCAGUGCUCAUAUACUUGGUGUUACUGAAGACAAUGUUUAGAUUAACUUAACUGGAGACAAUACAGUUAAACUAACAAGGAAAAUUUCAAAAGAUGCCAUCCUUUAGUUUUAAACACUGUAAUAGAAAGCUUUCAGGUACAGUUGUGCAGACCAGGUUUUCAUAACUGGUAUGGUUGUAAAGUUAAAGAGUAUUUUUCACAUGUAGAAAGAGCAAAAGAGACAGUAUUUGGGUAAAGAACAAACCUGAGUACCUAAACACAUGAAGAGGCUGAGGAAGGGGCUGUUACAGUGAAGUGCCCUGUCAUGUGAAAUGAUUUGCUAUGGAAUUGUGUCCCUAGUGUCCUUUGUUAAAGGACCUAAGUAGUACUAAUGGACAAAGUCAAAGUUGAAACUUUUCCAGGCUCUUUCUUUGGCUAUAGUAACAAGUCCCUGUAGAAUCAAUAGAUAAUUGUGGCAGUUGUGGAAUGAUCUGUGUUGGUUUGUUACAGAAUUGUUAAUGGACUUUUUUGGAUCAAAGGCUAUGUUUAAAAUGUGUUGCGUUUAAAGGCACUGCAGCUGCAGGCGUGACCAGGUCUGCUCAAAGUCAUACUAAAGCAGUGGAACUGGAAGCAGAAGAUGACAGCAUAUCUGGCAUUGUAACUGAGGACACAAAUAUCUCUUCCUUCUCCUGCGUGCCGUCACCAUUGUCUGUCAGUGGAUCUUGCACAAGUUGUUUAUCUGUUUCUGUUUGUAAUUUCAUGGCAAUUUUCUUGUCCCUAAACCAUUUAGGGCUUAAAAUGCAUUUUCCUUUAUUUUAGGAAGUAUAAUUUCUGAUCCCAGUUGGGAAUUCUAGGUUCUACUCUUCUAGGUAUGAUUUGUGUUUGAUUUUGCUACGCUAGCUCUGCAAAAGGCACUUUGUCCCCCACAUUGUAUAAAAUAAUAGCAAAUCACGCAAGGAAUUUGUGUGUUACUGAAUCUUUUUUAUUAUUACACAGUAUUCUACAGAGCAUACAUUUUAUGAAACUAACAAAUACAUGUGCUGUUGUUCCUUUAAUUUUGUCUUUUACUUCUGAAACUGUUUUUUUUUUGUUAAGUAAACAGAAAUUUAUCGCCUCAUGGAUACAAAGUACCACAAUCUUUACUGAUCUCAAAGACUUUUCUGAUUUUUUGUGUGGUGGUGUCUUGUUUGCUGCUUAAUUUUAAUUGAAUGGCACAAUCUUAAUCUUACUGCGCAAUUGAAGUUUUACCUCUUCUUUCAAUAUUGUGUGUUCUGCUUUUUGUGUUGAUUAAUUUUGUUAUUGAAGAUGUCUGUAAAACAACUGUCCUGUCUCUGGCAAGGGGAGAGCGAUUAUUCUUGUGAGCGAAGUCCAGAACUGUACAAGUAGCCAAUACAGGAAAUAGUUGGACUUAA